This is a messenger RNA of Tigriopus californicus, 762 nucleotides long. RefSeq lists its product as uncharacterized. The record is from RefSeq and is a predicted model, not a curated record. The coding region runs from base 77 to 757 and encodes 226 amino acids. NCBI's taxonomy places the organism in Eukaryota, Metazoa, Arthropoda, Copepoda, Harpacticoida, Harpacticidae. The transcript is spliced from 2 exons.
AUCAAUCACAACAAUUCCACACCAGUCCACCUUUUCCAUUUGUGUUCACUUCCCGAUUCCUUCAAAUCAGUUCAAGAUGAGCCUCAUCAAUUGCAACCUCCAAAACUUGAUUCAUCAGGCUAGGGCAGCUUCUGAGGCGUCUGCAAGCACGCCCAAUGUUGAUCUUGUGGUCGCAACGGAAAAACAAAGAGGAUUGGAAUGGGAACAAGGGGCGCCACCUGCUCCGAAUCAUUCUGUGCCAUUCCUCAAUGGUUUGAUCAACCCCUGGAACCCUCAUCCCUUGCUUCAAGGGCAACAAGCCUGGAUGCAAGCCUUCCACGGGUUGCAGUUUAAGUUCCUAAUGAGACAUUUCCUGACCCAAUAUGGACCCGCCCGAAAUCCCAUCGUUCCAAUGGCUCGGACUCAGUCAGAGUUUCAAAGAGAGGACCUGGGGGGACAAUUGCGGCCGGACCCAAAUGUCUCCACUGAAUUGGUCCCUGCUCCUGAGGCGCCCCUGGAACCUGCUGUCCAAGACGAGGUAUUGACCAUUGUGGUGGGCCAACGACGAGCCAGAAGAAAGUGUCCAGGCAGUCUCGUCUUUUACUUGGUGAAUGAGCAAAACGAAAUUGUUGUGGACGAAAAGACAAAAAAGCCCACCGCAAUAUGUUUUAUAUGUCGGAAAGCUUUUGGGGACGAAAAUUCCAUCUAUCGCCAUAUGAAGAUCCACGACGAAACGACGUUCAAAGGUACGUUGAAUUCGAAUUUAGUUGCGCUCUAGGCUCU